Molecule: messenger RNA, 3631 nt
Organism: Nerophis lumbriciformis (worm pipefish)
Lineage: Eukaryota; Metazoa; Chordata; Actinopteri; Syngnathiformes; Syngnathidae
Gene: znf652
Product: zinc finger protein 652
Biological process (GO): regulation of transcription by RNA polymerase II
Cellular component (GO): nucleus
Molecular function (GO): DNA-binding transcription activator activity, RNA polymerase II-specific; RNA polymerase II cis-regulatory region sequence-specific DNA binding
Source: RefSeq, a predicted model, not a curated record
AGGGCGAGACAGUCGCGCGCCUGUCCGGACUUCCGAAGCGAAGGGAGGGGAGAGGAGGCGAAGGCGGCCUGGGAUGAACGCGAGACGCCGACGUCAGAGCACACUCGGCGGGGCCACGUAGUGGGUCGCCCGUCGGUCGGCACCCCUUUUCCCCAUACAUCGCGGUUCAUCCAUCUCUUGUUAGAGGAUACGAGUGCCAGAAGAGGUGUGUUUGUGGCGGAUCGUAAAGGAGCCCACCCGGAGGACGGAGGCAAUGCUCAGUUGAUGGCUCUUCAAGCGCUGAUGGCAGUUCCAUGUGUCCUUUUGCCUUCGUCUGCCCUUCACUUGGAGGACCGCGCCGCUGUGCAGGAAGCGGAAGUGAAACACCGAGGAUUAUAGCUUCAUCAAAGACUUUUAUGGAGCUACAGAAUGUAUGUCUUUCCAACUUGGUUUCCCAUCCUGACCAGCAUGGAUGCUCUAUUUGAAUCCGGUUGACUGUCCCUCACCUCAUCCCGUCCUUUCCAAAGAGGAAGGGCGGGGGUCUGGUGCAGCGCCCCCUGCCCUUCCUUUCUUGUAGGGCGGCUUCAUAAGGUAUUCCUUUAGGCGUUCCCUCUUCAUGAAAUCCUGCCAGAGCCUCAAGGAGGAGGUUUCCGUCCCUUCCCUGGGCGGCAUGUCACAGGAGGAGGGACGCAGCAGGGCACAGGUGACCCAGUCCUACUAUAACACCCCGAACCUGGAUGUGGACCCGGCGGGUAAACUGUACAAAAGAGAGGGAGGCGGCAAGCCUUACUCUGUGUUAGUGGACAACAAAAUGGCCUCCAAGGCGUCGGCGGGAGAGCUCAGCAUCGGCGCUCAGCAGCAGUAUUUCGGAGAGGGUGGGGCAGGGCAGGAAGUGCGCACACAGGGCACACAAGUCACUGGUGACGCCACCUCAGAGGAGAUGGAGGAGGAUGAUGACGACGAAGAAGAGGACGGCGUGGAUGGCGGAGAGGAAGGUGGGUUCAAGCGCGAACAGAUCAUCGUUGAAGUCAACCUCAACAAUCAGACCCUCCACGUGUCCAAAGGGGACAGCAAAGGUGGAACCGCAGGGGACGACUCCGAGAGAGCCGGUAGUGAGGAGGAGGAGGAGGACGAGGAAGAGGACAGCCCCGAUGAGGAUGAUGAUGAGGAGGAGGAUGACGACGAGGAAGAGGAGAUUGAAAGUCACAGAGCGAGAUCAAAGAGGACCCACCGGGGAGGCCCGGCUUCCGGCCAACUGCAGAGGAAAAGCCUCCGCACGGCUCUGAGCUCGCAGUCCUCCGGGAUGACCACCAGGGGGCGGCGGAAGCACGCCGAGCCGCCCAAGAUCCAGCGGCGAUCAGCCAGGUCGGCCCCGCCGUUGUCCGCCGGCGCCGUGGCGGGGGCCAAAGCCGAAGCGGAGGAGAAGGAAAUGCUGGCGUGCGAGAAGUGCCCGCGGGUGUUCAACACGCGCUGGUACCUGGAGAAGCACAUGAACGUGACGCACCGGCGGAUGCAGAUCUGCGACAAGUGCGGCAAGAAGUUUGUCCUGGAGAGCGAGCUGGCCUUGCACCAGCAGACCGACUGCGAGAAGAACAUCCAGUGUGUCUCCUGCAACAAGUCCUUCAAGAAGCUGUGGUCGCUGCACGAACACAUCAAGAUCGUGCAUGGCUACGCAGAGAAAAAGUUUUCCUGCGAGACCUGUGAGAAGAAGUUCUACACCAUGGCUCAUGUGCGCAAGCACAUGGUCGCUCACACCAAGGACAUGCCGUUCACCUGCGAGACCUGCGGCAAGUCCUUUAAACGCAGCAUGUCCCUCAAAGUCCACUCGCUCCAGCAUUCUGGGGAGAAGCCCUUUCGUUGCGAGAACUGUGACGAGCGGUUCCAGUACAAGUACCAGCUGCGCUCCCACAUGAGCAUUCACAUCGGACACAAGCAGUUCAUGUGCCAGUGGUGCGGCAAAGACUUCAACAUGAAACAGUAUUUUGACGAGCACAUGAAAACUCAUACAGGAGAGAAGCCUUUCAUCUGCGAGAUCUGCGGCAAGAGCUUCACCAGCCGGCCCAACAUGAAGCGCCACCGCCGCACCCACACGGGCGAGAAGCCGUACCCCUGCGACGUGUGCGGCCAACGCUUCCGCUUCUCCAACAUGCUCAAGGCUCACAAGGAGAAGUGCUUCCGGGUCACCAGCCCCGUGGUCCUGCAGACUAGCGGCCCGCACGUGCCUGUCGGAAUCUUUGCCAGCACCUUCUCCGCCGCCACCACCACCACCACGUCUUUGUCUUCUCCUGGCCCCGGACCCUCCAGCGCCACCACGCCCACUGCCAACAAUGCGGCCCCCCUGGCCCUCAGCCCACCGGGGGCGUCCUUGCCCCCACGAGGCCCUUUGGGACACACCUUCUCCCACGUGCAGAUCCACUCGGCCUCCCCUCACCACCACCACCACCACCACCACCACCCCCAGCAGCACCUCUCAAACGCGCCCCAACCCAACCUCCACGCCCACCACCACCUGGCCGUACCCCCGGUCUCCCACCUGCCCCCUCCCCCGGCCCUUUUUAAGAGUGAGCCCCUAAACCACUGUGGGCAUGAAGACAGCACCUACCUGCACCACAUGGCCCCCGCUGACAAGGGUCCCGGCGCUCCUCAACACCAUUGACUCACAAGCCCCACCAUUUUCCCCACACGGCCACCGCCUCAGUCUCUUAGACCCUGACAUAAACACACCCGUGGAUGGCGCUCUCACAGGUAGACCACAUAUUUAGCAUUAUGUACAUAAAUGUGUCUUCACUCAGACUACUCAAACUGGAAUCUUGAUUAUGAUUUUUUUUUACCAAGUAGAGCCUUGUUUCCACUAAAUGGGACCAUUCCGUUCAUUCCUUUGCACAUUCAAAGCUCUUUUUCUUUCUCUAGUAUUACAUUUUCAGCCUCCUUUUGUCGGAGUACCGAUCGCAAAGAUGUGACAUGAUUUGUUUGUAUAAUUGCUCAACUGAGAGUUGCCUCUUGGAAUAUAAGGAGGUAUUUACACUAGGGGUGUCCCGAUUCGAUAUUAAUAUCGGAUAUCUGUCUGAUAUCGGCAAAAACAAAACAAGUAUUGGAUGAUAUCGGCUUGCAUCUAAAAUCUCCGAUACAAGCAGUCCUGCAAGUGUUUACUGGACAGCCAGUGAACAUCUAAAAGUGCUCCAAAAAGUACACAAAGUUGGUCGUUUGUUUUAUUUCAGUCAAGUCAUUUACAAAAUGUAAACAUUGUAGUCUAUAGGCUCCUAGAAGCAAGCAGCUACACAACAGCUAAGCACACAAGCGAGACAGACAUACGUAAUAAUUAACGGAACAAUAUUUCAGUCAGUAUUAACAAGUAUCAAAUAGUUAUAGUUGCAUAUUACUUACACAUCAGGGUUAAAGCGUAUUUGAAAGUAUCCAGUAACAAACGUGUUCGCAUCAUUCAACUUACUGCAUCAUGAGCUUGACUUAAUAAAUUAUCGUGACCACUGUGUCACAAAAAAACACCUUACCACUCUACUUUAAAAGCAUAAAUAUGUCAUAAGAUUAGGGCUGCAACAACUAAUCGAUUAAAAUAGAUUAUAAAAAUAGUUGCCGAUUAAUUUAGUCAUCGAUUCGUUGGAUCUAUGCUAUGCGCAGAGGCUUUUUUUUUUUU